CACACACACACACACACACACACACUGUACAGUAGAGAGCGAUGGGACUGCUGCUCUGCGCGCGCAUUGUGUCGCGGUGAUCUGUAUGAAUGACAGUUCCACCAACACAUCACAAUCAUGACAUGUGAAGGACUUGUCUUUUUAUGCUGGCUGGUGAUUCUUCAAAUGGUGCAUGUGACUGAAGGAAGCGCUAAGGAAUGUGGGUGCCCAGCUGCCAGCAUUUUGUCUCACUUUCCAUCUGAGGUACCCAAUGACACUUGUUGCUUGAACUACUCAGGAUCCACAUUCAACCAUGUGACCUGGGCAGCCUUUUUGUCACAUAAACACUUGCAGGUUAUGGACUUGACUAACUGUAAUAUCAGUCACAUUGAUCACAGUGAGGUCGGUGAUGCUGUCAUUUUAUUGAGAGAGCUGUAUCUUAGCCACAACAGACUAACAUCACUGCCAGCAGACUUUCUAGCUAAAGCCUAUAGUUUGGAAGUGCUGGAUCUGGGAGUGAAUCAUCUGAAACAUCUGCCCGAGCAAUUUCUGCAGAGCUCGAACAAUCUGCGAGCGCUGACCCUGGGAUGGAACCAGCUGAGCACUCUACCUCAUUCAGUGCUUAAGCCUUCACUAGAGCAUCUGGAGCUCACCGGAAACCCCUGGGCCUGCACAUGCUCGCUGUGGGAGGGUCUUGAAGGUGCUCUGCACGACAACUCCAGCAGCCUUCAUGACCUCGUAGGUAAUCUGACCUGUGACUCUCCUCAGAAUCUUGCAGGAGGGACGGUUUGGGCUUUGAAGACCAGUGACGUGUGCCAUUUGGCCAACCUGACCGCUCUCUUCAUCCUGCUUCCCCUGUUCCUCCUCCUCAGUUUGGUGCUCUGCUGGUGCUGUGGGAGUAAGAAGAAGAGGAAAGAGAGCUCAUCCUUCAGCCCGACUCGCAACAGAUCCAACAACUCCCAUUGCAACGGACGGUGGCCACAUGCCAAACUGCCCACUGGGGAUUCAGCAGUGUCUGUAGACGGUGGAAAGGAGGUCAUCCUGAGGAACCAUCUGAUGCUUCAGCCCUCAUCCAACUUGAUGGACAGCACUCAUGAUAUUUAUGAGGAGGUGGAGAUCAAACUGGGCUCUGUGGACUCUCUGGCCCCUCCGCCGUCCACUUGCUCCACAGAAGGGACCGCGGGAAAGCAAGACCUGGAUACAGUGAGUGUGAGUGAAGUGAUGAAGGACUCAGCCGAUCGGGAGAAGGCGUACCUGACCCAGUCCACUGAAUACUACAGCCUGGUUCCUGGGAUUGAGAUCGAGGACUCCGAUCAUGGAGAGUAUGAGAGUGUGGACCUCUCGUGACAGUACAGGAAAUGAUGCGUUUGAUUGACACACGCAGAGAUUCUAUCAGAUACACUGGAGUUUUGUCAAGUCUGAAGGUGCAGCCACAUUUACAGAUUGCUUGGCGAAAUUUCAUGGGUGAAUCCAGUCAUUCCAAUAAGAAUCUGCAAAACAGGGCGAAACAGACGUCUCAUGUUCAAGUUGACGACAUAAAUUCUCCUGACUGACCAACAGAAAAUGACAUCUGUGUGAGCAGCACUACUGACAAUGGACCACACAAAAUGUUGUUGAAAUUUCGCUAAUGUGACAGCACCUCCGGUCAGGACGUUUUCCCUUUGGUUGCAAAUGCACUGUGAACACUGACGUUAAAGCAAGUCACUGCACCAGUCCAAAGCCAUUAUUUUAGCAUACAAUUGGAGUGAAUUAUUGUACUGAUAAAGUCUCAAAUGGAGCUGUUUGCAGACUCAGUCUGUUGCCAGGAUAAGCUAUCAUAUAGUUGUCAGCUGGAUAUUUUCAUUAUAUUGAGAUUUUUAUAUCUUUGUCUCUACUGUAACUUAGAUGGAAGUUUUAUGAUUGUAAUAUUACUUUGUGUUUCACCUUCAGUUACAGUGUUUAGUGUCAAUGUAAAAUGUAUUUGGUGUCACACAUAACAUAUAUAUAUAUCAUCAUGAAGAAGAAAAGUAACAAUAGAGAGCAAGAGAACAUUAAACAGAAACCAAGUCCAUCCUCUGGUCUUUAACUUAAAUAAUCAAAUCUGCUAAAAUUUGAUGUAUAAUGGACUUAACAUUUCUCUCCUACAUAGAAUUUUGGAGGGUUACUGUUUAUGUAACUAUGUAGCCUCAGCUGGCCAUAGCUGAUGUCAUCAUUAUUUUGACCUUGCUAAUAAUUAAUUUAUUCUUAGCAAGUUAAAAACUUGUUUAAUCAAAUAAACAGAAACUGCUAAACUAGUAAAAUGAAGUGGCUUUCAGAUAAGAUCAGGCUGACUCAGCAAGUAAAAAGCUGAUUUUGUUCUACACCAUACAGAACAAAUAACACUCAACUUUCACCUAUAAAAUUACUUUAACUGUCUUUUUGUUCAUUGAAAUAAAGCUGAUAUCAAAUAAAAUGUAAAUAUUAAAUGAAAA
Molecule: messenger RNA, 2429 nt
Organism: Carassius carassius (crucian carp)
Lineage: Eukaryota; Metazoa; Chordata; Actinopteri; Cypriniformes; Cyprinidae
Product: leucine-rich repeat-containing protein 38-like
Exons: 2
Coding region: 118-1326 (402 amino acids)
Cellular component (GO): extracellular matrix
Molecular function (GO): protein binding
Source: RefSeq, a predicted model, not a curated record